Messenger RNA from Chenopodium quinoa (quinoa), 1648 nucleotides. Its product is annotated as probable serine/threonine-protein kinase PBL15. The record is from RefSeq and is a predicted model, not a curated record. Bases 122 to 1405 code for a protein of 427 amino acids. Gene Ontology annotation, biological process: protein phosphorylation. Gene Ontology annotation, molecular function: ATP binding; protein kinase activity. NCBI's taxonomy places the organism in Eukaryota, Viridiplantae, Streptophyta, Magnoliopsida, Caryophyllales, Amaranthaceae. The transcript is spliced from 5 exons.
ACAACUAUAACAUAAAGUUCAUAUAUAUAUGCUCCAUUUAAACCUAACCAAAUUACACUCCCUCGUUCAUUAAAUUCUCCCAUAUAAUUUUUUUUGUUCAUUUAUUAAAAAAAAUUUCCUAAUGACAAAGGAAGUAAAAAGUGUAACAAAGGCAGAAAAACCAUGGAGACCUAUAACAACAAAAUGUUGUUCAGUAGAGGACUCAGUGAUCCUAGGGAUAAAUUUCGGUAGGAAGACCGGAACAUCAGAGCUUAUGUCAAAGAACAUUGCACCGUUGCCUUCGUUUCGAAGGCUGGCUUAUUCGGGCCACCUUAGCAACCUGAGUAGCUGCUCGUCGCAGCGGAUAAACGAGGACUUGGCUCAGUCGUUUGGGCCGGACUUGAUAGAUUUUCAGUUGAGUGAGUUGAAGGCUAUAACGCAGAAUUUUUGUAGGAGUUAUUUGCUUGGGGCAGGUGGGUUUGGAAAGGUGCAUAAAGGGUAUGUUGAUGAGAAUUUUAAGAGUGGGUUGAAAGCUCAAGCUGUUGCUGUUAAACAUUUGGAUAUUGAAGGGUUACAAGGUCAUAGAGAAUGGCUUUCUGAGGUGAUAUUCCUAGGGCAGCUAAGGCACAAAAAUCUGGUAAAGUUGAUUGGAUAUUGUUGUGAAGAUGAAGAACGUCUCCUUGUCUAUGAAUUCAUGCCAAGAGGCAGCCUAGAAAAUCAUCUCUUCAAGAGGCUUUCCUUAUCAAUGCCAUGGGGUACAAGGCUAAAGAUAGCAAUUGGAGCAGCUAAAGGCCUUGCUUUCUUGCAUGGAGCAGAGACACCAGUCAUAUACCGUGAUUUUAAGACCUCCAAUAUUUUGCUUGAUUCUGAUUUCACUGCUAAAUUGUCUGAUUUUGGGCUGGCUAAGAUGGGCCCUGAAGGAUCCGAUACCCAUGUUACUACUCGGGUUAUGGGCACCUAUGGUUAUGCUGCUCCAGAGUAUGUUUCAACGGGACACUUAACAACCAAGAGUGACGUCUAUAGUUUUGGGGUGGUCUUACUCGAAUUACUUACAGGAAGGCGAUCAAUGGAAAAAUCGAGGCCAAAGGGAGAGCAACACCUAGUUGAUUGGACAAUGCCAUACUUAUCUAGCAGCAGGAAGCUGAGGUACAUUAUAGACCCAAGGCUAGGAGGGCAAUACUCGGUGAAAGGAGCAAAGGACAUGGCUCGAUUGGCUCUACAAUGUGUGAGUCUAAACCUGAAGGACAGGCCAAAGAUGCCCAUGGUUGUACAAACACUUGAAGGGUUGCAAAUGCACAAGGAUAUGGCAAUUGCUUGUGGAUUAUGGCCACCACCAAAUACAAAAACAAGUCGAAUUAAUGGAAAUUCUGCCAAAGGCAGGGGUUAUUGUAAACCCUCACCUGUUGCACCAAUUAGGAAAACAUGAUCAUUUGCUAGUUGGUAAAAUAAAAUUAUAAGAAGUAUGUUAUUAUUAGUGAAAAGGGGGUGUACCCAAGUUAUGAUAUGUUAUAUAUGUUGCCAUCAUAUAUAGAUAAUUAGGUGUGAUAAUAAUAUGUUAGAUCAUGCUUAAAUAGUUGUUAGUAUAAGUUGUAUAGGAUAUGUAUUAUAUAUGGUCCUACUUAGCAAAGUAAGCAAAACAACUUUUUAUAGAAACUUUUUUUUAAUGUGA